AAAGGCGCCGCCUGCGACUGGCGAUCGACCGGCAGGUCGGCCGGAGCGCUCGGUGUACGUCGCCAGCGUGCAGCGGCUUGCCGCCGAUUGCUCGCCGAGUAUCGACGAACGAUCGACCGAUCGAUCUCCCUUUGAAGCUCUGAAGCUCGAGGUGCUCCGAAGAAAUCCGUCCCACUGUAGCCCGACUGCGCUGAUCGACUGCCCGUUUCCUCGAGCAUUUUCCCGGUCGCUCGAGCAAUUUUGUGCCUUGGGCGAUUGGCGAUCUCUGCAGAUGCUCGGAUAUGAAUCUGUGAACAAAUCUGGACGACUGGACCUUCUCUGGGCGGGGCGCUAGCGUAGAAGCAGGUUAGCCAUCUACAAAGAUGGCUGUAGUUGCAUCUCAUCACAUAGCGCAGAGCAUAACUGCUCACGCGUGGAAUGCUACACUGUCAAUGAUUGCACUUUGUCCCAACACUAGUGAAGUGCACAUUUAUACUGGUACACCUGCCCCAGAUUCCGUAUGGGAGAAAGCCUUUGUUUUGCAAAAGCACGAUCAGUUGGUGUCUGGGAUUGAUUGGGCACCUAUUUCUAACUACAUAGUUACAUGCUCACACGACCGAAAUUCUUACGUGUGGAGUUUCGACGGUACUCAGUGGCAACCAACACUUGUGAUCUUGCGUUUAAAUCGUGCUGCUAUCUCAGUCGAUUGGAGUCCGAAAGAAAACAAAUUUGUGGUUGGAAGCGGUGCUAAAAGUGUGUGCGUGUGCUACUACGAGGCAGACAACAACUGGUGGGUCAGUAAAAUUAUCAGAAAGAAGCAUGGUUCCACCGUCACUGGCGUUGCCUGGCAUCCAAAUAAUCUGUUGAUAGCUACAACAUCAACAGAUUGCAAGUGUCGAGUGUUUUCUGCCUACAUCAAGGGGGUCGAUUCUAAGAUAAAUCCAGGGACGACUUUUGUUGAUACAAAGUUUGGGGAGCAAGUGUUACAACUUGACCUAGCAUUCGGAUGGAGCUUUGGAGUAAAAUGGUCUCCCACUGGUAACAGUUUGGCAUAUGUGGGACAUGAUUCGACUUUGCACAUAGUCAGUAACAUCGGGCCGACUCCAUCUCAUCAGACGAUAAAUCUUCGACAACUGCCCCUUCGUGAUAUUUUGUUUCUCUCAGAAACUAGACUUGUCGGAGGAGGUUUCGAUUGUAAUCCAAUGCUCUUCGAAAUUGAUCCCAAAAGAGGAGUCUGGACUUUUGUGAAAUUUGUGGACGAGGCAAAGUCAUCCACUCAUGACUUGAAGUCGAGUACUUUGUUCCUAGAAGCGAUGGGAAGGUUUCACGGACAGACCAGGCGCGGUACUCAUGAAGCUUUUGAAACAUCCCGGGCAUCUGGCUUGGCUCAUGACAAUUGCAUAACGUGUAUUGUCCCUCUGAUUUCAGCCGGGGAGGUAAAUGGACAAGAAACAGGGGAGAAAGUUGUGCAAGCAUUUAGUACAUCAGGUGUCGAUGGGAGACUGAUCAUUUGGAGUUUCAGCAACAUAACUGAGCUUCUAGCAAAACUUCAAAUAUGAUUUGAACCUCAAGUCUCCCUCGACAGUGACAAAACUGCAUGGAAUGUGGGAAGGAAUAUUUGGAAGCUCAAAUCCAGUUUCUCAACUAUGUAGGCCAAAUUUAUCUGUCUGAGUAGUAAUUUUUUCGUGAGUUGGAAUUCUGUCAAAUUAUUGUUGACAAGCUCCACAUUACCAAAGUGUGGAAUAUAGGGAAUAGACUGCAGUUACUGUAAAUUUAUCCAGAAAGUUGUGCAGGAUUGAGAUAGAGAUGAUUGAAGAAUUCAUUAUUAUCAACGGAGAUGUUGAAGGUAUUCAUUGUUUUCGAGUUAUCAUGUCUGAUAUGAGCUUCGACUAGCAGAGAUUAGUUCUUCAUGUGUGUUUUCCUCUGAAUAUCACCCUCUCUCCAUUCAUGAUCGAGUCCAUGGUGGAUGUAUGUCUUGUGGGGUAUUCGCUACACCUUCGGUAACAUGUACAUCAUCACCCAAUGUCCUAAAGACACCUAAUUGUAGAUACCU
Marchantia polymorpha subsp. ruderalis is the source of this 2032-nucleotide messenger RNA. The record is from the annotation of a GenBank genome assembly. NCBI's taxonomy places the organism in Eukaryota, Viridiplantae, Streptophyta, Marchantiopsida, Marchantiales, Marchantiaceae.